Thalassophryne amazonica is the source of this 1682-nucleotide messenger RNA. RefSeq names its product CDKN2A interacting protein (gene cdkn2aip). The coding region runs from base 114 to 1064 and encodes 316 amino acids. The transcript has 4 exons. Gene Ontology annotation, cellular component: nucleoplasm; nucleolus. The record is from RefSeq and is a predicted model, not a curated record. NCBI's taxonomy places the organism in Eukaryota, Metazoa, Chordata, Actinopteri, Batrachoidiformes, Batrachoididae.
UUAUAUGACGGAGCUAGCUUGUACUAGCUUAUAUUUAUGAACAGCUGAACAGAGGCAUUAGUUAGCAUAACUUGCUAGUAACUUAGCAACAAGACGCCGCCUGUCUGAAACGAAUGGCUGGACAGAGUACCACAAAGGACAUAGUUUCAGAGUACCUCAGUCAGAACCAACAGCUGGCCCAGUGGGUCGAGACAUUAAGGAACUACUCGGAGAGCAACAAACACUGGUUUGCUCGGAGAGAGUUCAUCCUAAGAAAUAUGGAGGCGUACCCAGAAAUCGAACCAGGAGUCCCAAGCUCCAGUCUGGACAGGCUAAUGUGUCUGUCCUGGGUUUGGGCGAAUCAUGUCUUCCUAGGCUGCAAGUAUUCACAGGCUGUAAUGGACCAGAUAAAAGAGAUGAGUGAAAGGGACGUUGUCCAUGACACUUCAGUUCAAACAGCAAAACCAGAAUCUGGGGCCAGCAGAAAACGAGGCACUGCACCAGAUACGAACAGUGACAGCUGUGGGAAAAGAGCCAAUGUGUCACCCAACGAAGCAGACAGUCGACCCUCAAGGAGGACGGCGGCGUGUCCAGUGAAUCGGAAAUGGGGACCUCCGCCACAGGCUCCAGCAGAGCACCAGUCCUUCUUCAACCGCCUUUACAAAGCUGUGGCGUGGAAGCUGGUGUCAGCAGGGGGCUUUGGUCCCAACUUGGACCACUUUGAGAUCAUCCGCAGCUGUGUUGAGUCUUGUAAGCAGAGCCUGACUUGCGUGUUUGUGCCACUGAAAGACAUUAUAGGCUUGCCCGAAGGUUGCAUGCAGAAGGAAGGCCAUGUGUGCGAGAUUCGCUGUCAGACCGUCUACAUGGGCACAGGAUACGGGCAGAACGAAUCUGACGCCAGAAACAUGGCUUCCAAAGAAGCCCUAAAGGUCUUUCAGGGCCAAAAAGUGACAGUAAAGAUCUGUAGACGGAAGUACAGAGGGAAAGAUGUGGAAGACUUGUUGUUGCUGGAUGACCAGCCCCGGAACCAGGGCUUUCCGCCCGCACUCAGCUAUCCUUUUCAGGCAGAAGACGGUUCUUCAUAGAAGGGGGAAAAAACAAAAACCCACACGAACUAGCACACAGUGACACGUAAAUAACGGAGCUACUGAUGAGAUUCAUCGCUGGGUUGGUGCCAGACUUAAUUCGGCCAAAACAUUAUCUUAUACUGUUGACAUUAUGCUGUCAUGGUCCAUUUCACGCACUGUUAGACAAUCACCAGUCAUCACCUUGUUUGUUACAAACGAGGAAAAUGUACUUCUGAAAUGUCUAAAAGAAGAUAAAUGUUUCUUCCAUUGAUUGGAAAUGGUCAACUAACUUUUUUUUCAGGGGCAUUGAAGCAUUUCAUAAAAACAUUAUGCAGUUCCAGUUUCACAAAUGUGAUUGCUGCUUUUUUCUGCUUAAAUUGCUUUAAACUGAACAUCUAUAGAUUUUGGGCUGUUCAUAAAAGCAAAUAUGCUAUUUGCUGAUUUCAGCUCAGAGACUGAGAAUGUGUGACUGGAACUGUUCAUGUUUUUAGACAGUGGGAACAUAAAUUAACAGGUUAAUAAAACAGUGAAAAUUAUCCUUAUUUGUAGCUUUAUCUGGAACUAAUUCAACAGUAUGAUACACAAAAUUAAUUUCUGACUUUAACAAUCUAAUAUAUUUACCUUUCGGUGUUUCAA